AUACGCACCCAUGAAACCCUCAACCGCAACUCAAGCACAAAAAUCCCUCAUUUUUAAAGAAUUACAAUUUUAGCAAAUGGACCGGAUAGCAAAAAUAUCUUCACAGAAAGCAGUGGUGAUAUUCAGCAAGAGUUCAUGUUGUAUGUGCCAUGCCAUCAAGAGACUGUUCUAUGAGCAAGGGGUGAGCCCUUUGAUCCAUGAGCUCGAUGAGGACUCUAAGGGGAAGGAAAUGGAGUGGGCUCUAAUGAAGCUGGGUUGCAGUCCUUCAGUCCCUGCAGUAUUCAUCGGGGGAAAGCUAGUCGGAUCUGCUAACACGGUGAUGACUCUUCAGCUCAAUGGGACACUCAAGAACAUGCUGAAAGACGCUGGAGCUUUGUGGCUUUAAUACCUAAAUACUUCCGAAUCACAUAGCUAGCUUAGCCUGAAUAAGACCAACUCAACUGUACUAAUUUCUGAACUUUCCACUCAUCUUCCUUUUUUGUUUGCUAGCUAGGGAUGGCUCCCAUGGAAAGUAAAUCCAUGAGGAGGAUGUUAGUUACCAGCCUUCUUACAAUGGCCGAAUACAUAUAUUCAGCACUCAUGUUUAUAAUUCACUUUUACUAAUUUUUUCUUGUGAUGCGUUGCAUACCUAUAUAUCAUCAGAACGC
This is a messenger RNA of Andrographis paniculata, 647 nucleotides long. Its product is annotated as monothiol glutaredoxin-S10-like. The coding region runs from base 77 to 385 and encodes 102 amino acids. The transcript has a single exon. The record is from RefSeq and is a predicted model, not a curated record. NCBI's taxonomy places the organism in Eukaryota, Viridiplantae, Streptophyta, Magnoliopsida, Lamiales, Acanthaceae.